Messenger RNA from Hypanus sabinus (Atlantic stingray), 10703 nucleotides. It is a transcript of the gene scara3, whose product is annotated as scavenger receptor class A, member 3. The record is from RefSeq and is a predicted model, not a curated record. NCBI's taxonomy places the organism in Eukaryota, Metazoa, Chordata, Chondrichthyes, Myliobatiformes, Dasyatidae. Bases 742 to 2496 code for a protein of 584 amino acids. The transcript has 7 exons.
CCCCUCCAACACGGCUAGCUUCCCCAGGGACCCGUAAGCGCCGGAGUGAAGGAUUCCGCUGAAAUUAAAUUCCCAUUGGGAAUGCACCCCUUGAGCCCGAUCACUUUUGCGGGUGUUCGCAGAAUUAUCACACAUUGCAAUAACCUGUCACUUUAAAAUGUUUUCUUUUGUAAAAGGUUAGUUUAAUAAAAAUGAUUUAUUGCACCCACACACACGUGUUGGCUGUGAGAUUGCUUUUUCUCAUAUCACAUUUCAUUUUUCCACAGCUGUGGGAUUUCAAUUUAAGCGAGCAAUUGGCUAACUUUAUAAUACGUUAAAAAAAGGUAGACUUAUCAGUCCAAUAGUCAUAAUACCCCGUUCAAAGACUUUAGUUAACGAUUAGCUUCGUCCAGUUGUGGUCCCCCUGCUAGCUCCCACCGCGGUGCUCGGUGCGAGCGCCUCUGAAAAUGCUUUAAGUAAAAAUGAGGCGAGGUCAUCGCUUUCUGAGUGCAAAACAUGUCGCUUGGGCAAAAACAUGCUCGGUUUGUUUUGUCUUAGUGAGGACGUUUAUUCGGGCUCCAGAACAAGGAGUUAGUGGAAGGUCUUGGUUGCAGUCUGCGUUUUCCAGACAUGUCUUCAUGAAGGAAUCUUAGAUUAAAAACAAGUAGGAAGUUCUUGUCUGGUUAACUUUUCCAAGAAAGUCGUUUCUUUACUGUGAGAUGCAACAGGCGUUCACUGGAUAUUAAAAUCAAAAAACAGAUCAUGAAAGACGACAACUUCUCUGUAGAAGAAGAGGAGAUGCAUUCGUUCAGAUGUGAUCAAAGUGAUACAGUUUUGUUUUCUAAUGAAGCAGAGAGGACUACAAGACCUGGCUGUUGCAGGUGCCAGGCUCCAUGCUCACUAAGUGUGGCUGUCAAAGUGCUGUACAUAUUUUUUAGUUGUCUCAUCAUAGCAGUUGCUGUCUUGGCAUCUGUAGUGUUCAGAAGGGUUGACUCCAUAACCGAAGAUAUCAAUGCGGCCCAAUCAUUUUACGAGACAAAGAUUAGCUCUGUACAGAUGAACAUUAAAGAACUGGAUCAGAAAUCCAUCAGCCACAACUGUUCCUCAUGCCAUGAAGCCUCUCUUUUCGCUCAAGAAGUUGUCGACUUGCAGAAGGAGUUUGAGCAGAUACAGCAACUACUUCUGGCCCAAGAGCCGGUGCUGGACGAGACCGUGCAAAAUCAUCGGACGCUGUCCUCCGACCACCGCAGAAUCACAAAAGAGGUUACUUACUACUCCUCGUCUAUUGAACAGAUCAAUCGAACUAUGGAACGAUUUACAGUGAGGGUAAAUGGCAUCCAAACACUUGUGCAGGAACUUAACGGGUUUAUGAGCAGACUGUCGCAGGACCAGUACAAAAUAAGGAUUGGAGUACAACAUAUUAACUUCACCACCAACCAGAAUUCUUUGUGGCUUGAGGAAAUUCGAAGAAAAACCAAUGAGGAAACCUUAAUAAUACAAAAGAUAGUGACAGACUGGCAGAACUCUUCCAAAGUAUUUGGAGUUUUACGGGCUGCAGUGAGCAAGAUGAACGACAUGGUGAAGAGUGUUCAGAAUACCCUGAUAAUCACACUCCAAAGCAUCUCACAGAACUCUGAGUUCAUGCAUGACUUGAGCUUGCAACUGCUGUCUGCACAUGAGCAGUUUGAGAAUAUAUCUAGCUACCUUGACGACCAUGAAGAGAAUAUUCAGGACAUUCUUUACCACGCAAGGUACUAUGAAAAUAGGACAGCUGAGAGGUUUGAAACGAUCAUGGGGCGAAUGGUUUCUCAUGAAACUGAAAUCAACACCAUAUUAGCCAACAUCAACGCCACUAACAACCAUGUACACAGUAUGAUCAAAUACAUCAGCGACGUGAGGGCAUCCUGUUCCAGUGGGCUUGGGUCACAUUCAGAGGACAUCUAUAACCUCAACCUUUCUCUGGCCAUUAUUCAGGGCACCACCAAUAUGCUAAGGCAACGCUAUAACCUGUUGAGUGCAUCACUGAGCAAAGAGAUAAGCAAGCUUGGCACUGUGAUGGAAGAAAUGAAAAUUAUUGAUACAAAACACGGAGAAGCGAUUAAAAACUUCACCAUUCUAAGAGGUUUGCCAGGACCCCCAGGGCCGAAGGGAAACAGAGGAGAAGCAGGAGUAAGAGGAAAGGUUGGACCUGUUGGAGUAAAAGGCGACAUGGGCGACAUGGGGCCCACAGGCAAGCGAGGUCCACGAGGUUUGGAUGGAAACCCUGGCAUUCGUGCAGAGAAGGGUGCAAGAGGCCCAGUAGGAGGUCCUGGUCCUAAAGGAACGAAAGGCAGUAUGGGGAGGCCUGGUGGCCGAGGGCAAGCAGGCCCGAAGGGAGACCAAGGACCUGAGGGGAAGCCAGGACUACCUGGUCCCAAAGGGAAGGAGGGAAAGAAAGGAGAUCCUGGAAUUCCUGGCCCUCAGGGACCAAAAGGGGAGGUGGGGAAGAUGGGCCCUCCAGGGCCCCCGGGUCUGUAAACGGAAGCAGCUGAUCAAACUUGCAGUAUGUUAAUUAUAUAACCUUGUAUCACUAAACUCAUUUGACUUUUAAUCAAGCAUGUUUAAUGUUGAAGACAUGAAACAAAUUCAUUUAAACUGAGACAGUCACCAUCACUGAUAUGUGAGCUCCUGAUCUACCAGCCAUUUUAAGGAGUCAAUGUGGAAAGGAGUGGUACACAGUGACUGUCAUAGCAGCAGCUAGAUGGUUGGCUGGUUCACUGCUAAAAGACGAAUGGUUUCAUAGUCAAGCAACAUAAAAACAGGCCCUUCUGCCCACUUUCACCAUGCUGACCAUCAGGUUCCCCGUCUGUACUCAUCCCAUUUUCCUGCACUUGCUCAAUAAUCUUGUACAUGGAACAGGGAACAGGGUGAGCAAAACUGUGCUUAGUGCUCCAAGCGAGGCCUGACCACUGACCUGUAUAACCACAGCAUCAUGUACUUCGUGCUUUCCGAGCGCCAAGUGUCCUCUCCCCUCCAUGUACUUACCCUUUCUUUCAAGUCUCUCGCUCUCUCUCUCUCUGGUCUGCAGCAGAGAGAGACAUUUACAGAUUUCUACCCUGUCUGUGCCAUUCAUAAUAUUGCACACCUAAGUUUUCUCAGCUGCAGGGGAAACUUGUAGGGUGCCUGGAGUCUGAUCAAGUUUUGUUCGUGACCAAACAUCUCAGCAUGCCGAUGGUUUAGCUAUAAUUAUUUCAAUUUAUAUUGUGGCAAGCAUUCAGCACACGAUGAAAGACUAGAGUAAAGUAAACACAAAAUACUCUGCAGUUGCUGGGGUCAAAGCGACACACACAACACUACCCCUAGUGCUUUCCCCUUACCUUCUAUCUUCACCUUUCCUGCCUAUCCCCUCCCUGCUUCCCCUCCCCCACCCCUUGAUCUUUCCUCUGUUUGGUUUUUCACCUGGCACCCACCAGCCUUCUCCUUCCCGCCCUCCCCCCACCUUCUUUAUAGGGCCCCUGCCCCCUCCCUCUUCAGUCCUGACAAAGGGUCUUGGCCUGAAACGUUGACUGUUCGUUUCCACGGAUGCUGCCCGACCUGCUGAGUUCCUCCAGCUUGUUGUGCGUGUUGACAGAUGAGAGAAGUUUGUUUAGCUCAACUGCUUGUUUUAUUGCGAUAAGCACAAAAACACACCGGGUGCUAUUACCUGGGGAGCAAACCCAUUCAGUCACAUACAGAUAGAGGAUGUGAUUACCACACGCCUCCGAUACAGUCAGUAUGACCCAUAGUCACACGAGUGAAUAACUGUAUAACCCAGUAAAUGAAUAUCAAAGCAUUUUAAAAGAGUGAUAAACAGGAGUGACAGAGUGGGCUGUGGAGCACACCUCCGGAGCCCCACACUGCCCCCAUCGGAGGAGUCCGCUGUUCCCGGCACCCCCGGAGCCCCACACUGCCCCCAUCGGAGGAGUCCGCUGUUCCCGGCACCCCCAGAGCACCACACUGCCCCCAUCGGAGGAGUCCGCUGUUCCCGGCACCCCCGGAGCCCCACACUGCCCCCAUCGGAGGAGUCCGCUGUUCCCGGCACCCCCAGAGCACCACACUGCCCCCAUCGGAGGAGUCCACUGUAUACAGCCCUGAUCCACCGUGACACCAGUGUGGUGAGCAUUUGAUCCACCAUGACACCAGUGUGGUGAGCAUUUGAUCCACCAUGACACCAGUGUGGUGAGCAUUUGAUCCACCGUGACACCAGUGUAGUGAGCAUUUAAUCCACCAUGACACCAGUGUGGUGAGCAUUUGAUCCACCGUGACACCAGUGUGGUGAGCAUUUGAUCCACCAUGACACCAGUGUGGUGAGCAUUUGAUCCACCAUGACACCAGUGUGGUGAGCAUUUGAUCCACCGUGACACCAGUGUAGUGAGCAUUUAAUCCACCAUGACACCAGUGUGGUGAGCAUUUGAUCCACCGUGACACCAGUGUGGUGAGCAUUUAAUCCACCAUGACACCAGUGUGGUGAGCAUUUGAUCCACCGUGACACCAGUGUAGUGAGCAUUUGAUCUACUGUGACACCAGUGUGGUAAGCAUUUAAGCCCACUCCUGACACCAGUGUGUUGAGCAUUUAAUCCCACUCCUGACACCAGUGUAGUGAGCAUUUGAUCCACCAUGACACCAGUGUGGUGAGCAUUUGAUCCCACUCCUGACACCAGUGUGGUGAGCAUUUGAUCCCACUCCUGACACCAGUGUGGUGAGCAUUUGAUCCACCGUGACAACAGGGUGGUGAGCAUUUGAUCCCACUCCUGACACCAGUGUGGUGAGCAUUUGAUCCACCGUGACACCAGUGUGAUGAGCAUUUGAUCCCACUCCUGACACCAGUGUGGUGAGCAUUUGAUCCCACUCCUGACACCAGUGUGGUGAGCAUUUGAUCCACCGUGACACCAGUGUGAUGAGCAUUUGAUCCCACUCCUGACACCAGUGUGGUGAGCAUUUGAUCCCACUCCUGACACCAGUGUGGUGAGCAUUUGAUCCCACUCCUGAUACCAGUGUGGUGAGCAUUUGAUCCACCGUGACACCAGUGUGAUGAGCAUUUGAUCCCACUCCUGACACCAGUGUGGUGAGCAUUUGAUCCCACUCCUGACACCAGUGUGGUGAGCAUUUGAUCCCACUCCUGACAUCAGUGUGGUGAGCAUUUGAUCCCACUCCUGAUACCAGUGUGGUGAGCAUUUGAUCCACCGUGACACUAGUGUGGUGAGCAUUUGAUCCCACUCCUGACAUCAGUGUGGUGAGCAUUUGAUCCCACUCCUGAUACCAGUGUGGUGAGCAUUUGAUCCACCGUGACACUAGUGUGGUGAGCAUUUGAUCCCACUCCUGACAUCAGUGUGGUGAGCAUUUGAUCCACCGUGACACUAGUGUGGUGAGCAUUUGAUCCCACUCCUGACACCAGUGUGGUGAGCAUUUGAUCCACCAUGACACCAGUGUGGUGAGCAUUUGAUCCCACUCCUGACACCAGUGUGGUGAGCAUUUGAUCCACCGUGACAGAUGAGAAAAGCUCAUUUCGCUGAACUGCUGUUUUUAUUGCGACAAGCACAAUAACAGACAGAGAACAACAGCUCAGUGAGAACUAACUCAGUCACGUACAGACGGAGGAGGUGAUUAUUUCACUCCCAGUUACAGUCAGGGUGACUCACAAACACACAAGCAAACAACUGUAUAGCCCAAGCUAAAACACAGCAAAAAGUGAACUUGAACAUCCCACCGUAAUCCCACAAACGCAUUUUAAAACAAGAACAAUAAAUAACGCUGGCCACUAGGAAUGCUGUGGUGGGCUGUCAACCACAUCCCAGACUGACACAACAUAAAAGAUAACCAAAUAUAUAAGGACAGUGACAUCAAUUAAAAUCCACCCUAGGGUGAGUCACUGCAUCAGAAUGGGAGGGACAGCAAAUGAAGAUUAUUAGGGUAAAAACUGGCUGUCAAAACCUUCAGUUUGUAUUUAUAAAAUAGACCCUGGUGGAGCAGUAUCAUUGUGAGGAAGCUAUUUCUGGGUUCUGUGACCCUCAGCUCUUGCAGGCAACCACCUAAAAGAUGGUUCAUGAAACUGAUUGCAGGAUUGAAAGGUUUAUCAUAUGAGGAGCGUUUCACGGUUUUGGGCCCGUACUCAGUGGAAUUCAGCAGGAUGAGGGGGAUCUAGGAAUGAGGAUUGAACCCUAUCCAAUGUAGAAAGGCCUCAACAGACGGAAUUGCGGAGGAGUCUAAGACAAGAAGACACACCCUCAGAAUGGAGGGAUGUCCAUUUAGAAUGGAGUUGAGGAGGAAUUUCUUUAGACAGAGAGUAGUGAAUCUGUGGAAUUUGUUGCCACAAGUAGUUGUGGAGGCCACAUUACUAGGUAUGUUUAAGGCAGAGGUUGAUAGGUUCUUUAUUAGUCAGAGCAUGAAGGGGUGUUGGUAGAAGCAGGCGGGAGAUUGGGACUGAGAAGGAAAAUUGGAUCAGCCAUGAUGAAAUGGUGGAGCAGACUCGAUGGGCCAAAUGGCCUAAUUCUGCUCCUAUAUCUUAGGAUAUCCUCCAAUUUGAAGACAUAAUGCUUACUUUAGGCCCUCUCGGUGUUGUGAAGUCACACAGGACCCUUGCCUGAUCCAUCCAGGGUUUCAGCAGAUCAUUGAGUGACCUUAUAAUGGACAUAAAAACAUCACUACUUUCGUAUCAGGAGAACAAGAAUAUCUUUUGACUUCACAAUUCCUCUUUGCCAUCUUUUGGGGCUGGCUUUGGGCUUCUGCACUGAGGUGAUUAUUUCAGUGGUGUUGGUUGUCUAUCAUGUCCAACAGUGACAGGAUAUCUAUGUGGGAGAGUUUUUAAAGUGGAAAAGCUAUUGCACUGGGUCAGUUCCACUCUCUUGACCUCAGAAGUCAGGUCCAGUGGUGUGAGCAAGCGUCACAGUCUAGGGCCUUCCUAGGUUUCAAUGGAUGACCAUGACAUCUUCUGUGCCUUGUUGUGCCCCUCUCUCCCUAUAAGCACUGCAAUACCAUUUUCCUGGCUGUUGGAUCUUACUGUAAAUCUCACCCACCCAGUCUGCUGGAGCUAAUGUUGCCUGAUAAGACAGGCAGGUCCCUAUCUCACCGGGCAUGAGGCCCUCGAGCUACAGUCAGCCUGGAUUGGCUGCCUGCUGAAGCAGUGUACUGGCGUGUGGCUGUCGUCACAUGCAGACAGCUACGUGGAGCCACAGGUGAGAGCUGAAUGUCUGGUGAGGACUAAAGGUGAGUCAGCUGCCCUGGAGUGGACACGACAAGCCCCUUCACCCCUCCCUGGCCACUCCAUUCACCCCAGUAUUUCACUAUAGACAACCUAUUUCUUUUUAAUUAGCAAAAUAAACUUUAUUCACAAUAAAAUUAUUUACAAGAAUGAGCUGUUCAAUACCUUUACAUUUUAUAUUGUCGAUAUUUUCCAUACUGUUUAAACACUGUGUGUGUUUAACUCGUGUGGCACUCUGGGAUUUCAGAUUAAGGAAAUACUACCGUAAUUGAGGGUCUUCCACCCCAUCAACAAGCUAUCGCCUGACAGAUUUCUCCCAAAUUAAUAGUAAAAAGGCUUUAACUCAAUUUUCACUCAGUCUUAGGACUUUCCAAAUCAGGAACAUCACAGUGCAGUCAGGUAUUGGGUACCAUUGAAUGUAGACACCUGUAUGCUGUCAGUGUGACAGAAUAGUCACGGACAGUUUAAAAGUACAUUUUCACUGACUUAUUCUGCUCUGAACACUGACGUGGUGUGACACUAUAUGUCUAACAUGUAAAUCAUAAAUGAAUUUUGCCAAAUGGCAAAUUACUAUCUAAAUAUCAAAUUAUUUUAAAUUGUUUUAAUUUUCAUCCACUUCUGAUGGAUUAUUAGUUUGCACAGAUUUUGCAAAAUUCUUAAAAUGUUCAAUUUCAGAUGAUAGAAUUGCUCUGAAAUUUCUACUGGGAAAGAUAAUCUCAUCCUCUUGAUCACAAAAACUAUUGGAAAAUUAAUGUCAAAGCAGCAAUGAAAAUGUACGACAGAUUGCACAGCUUUGAUAGAUUCAGAUUCAGAUUUAUUUACUGAGAGAAGGCAGGAGUUUGGGGCUGAGAGGGAAAAUGGAUCAGCCAUGAUGAAAUGGUGGAUCAAACUCAAUGGGCCAAAUGGCCAAAUUCUGCUCCUAUAUCUUAUGGUCUCAUUUAUCACAUCCCCAUUGAAACAUUCAGUGAACUGUAUGGUUUGUGGUAGCAACCUACACAGCCAAGAACGUGCUAGGGGCAGCCCACAAUUGUCUCCGCACAUUCCAGCACCAACACAGCAUGUCCACCACGCUCAGCAGAACAACACAGACGAAACACGACAAAACAGAACAUACCAAGUGGCAAAGCAACGACAGCAAAACAAGCCCGUUCUUCCCUCCCAAUCAGCCUUCCCUCUAAUAUUUUUUACAGCUGCGCGGACCACCCAUUGCUCUGAGCAAGAAAUUUUUACGUGGCCUGAGAACUGCGCGGAAUUUUAAAUGUUUUUUUGUAGACAGUGUCGGCGUGCAGCGGACCAGUGUUUUACUGACAAUGAGCUACCCACUUCCAGUCUGUGUUCAUUGUUACAAUAUGUAACAAUUGUAACUUGAAAUAUAUGUUAAAAGUUUCAAAAUAAAGGUUGUAGUAUGUUUAUUAUUUAGAAAGUGUAUGGAUUAUAAUCAUUAAUACAUAAGUAUUUCACAAUUAUAUUAACAUAGAUUUCAAAACUAUAUUAGCAUAAUUUCAAAAUUAUAUUUACAUUAUAUAAAAGAAAGUUUCAGCUGCUUGGCAACCAAUGCUGUGUGUGCAGGAGCAUUUCAGUAACUGUGCGGCCACGCACCUGUACUGCUUAAAGGGAACAAUGUCCCAACACACAAACACAGUCCUCUAACCCGACGACAGACAGAAAUGCUACUGUUAGUUUGUCUAAUUUGAAACUGUUCUAGGGUGGCAGGACUCAUCCAUUUGGAAAGGUGUUAUUUUUCUCACUAACAAUCACCUCACUACUAAUCCAACUGCCCACAAAACACAGAUUAGAAUAUAGGCCUCCCCUGUAUUUCAAUCCUGUGACAAUGUUGCUGAAUGCUGUUGCUUUAUUCUCUGAUAUAAAGUGCUCUUACUUAAACCGGUAAAACCAAAGAACAGAGUUCGGCCAUUCAGGCCAGCAAGACUGCUCCACCAUUCGAUCAUGGCUGAUUUGUUGUCUCUCUCAACCCCAAUCUCCUACAUUCUCCCCAUAACGUAUGACCCACUUACUAAUCAAGAACUUAUCAACCUCCACUUUUAAUAUAACCAUUACAUUUUUGUUUGGAAAGCAAACAUCCUUUUGUUAAAAUGCAUGCCUGUUACUAAGUAUCGUUCCAACACACAUGCCAAAUAUCACUGAGCUUUGACUUUGGUAAGAGCCAGCUGAAGUAUUUAUUUCCCCGGGAGAGUAAGCAUCUUCAUCUCCCCCAAAUGAUAUCUUCCCUGUCACCAUCACCACUACCAUAGCAGACAAGUAAAACAUGUAUCAUGCACGCAACCACUAUAAAAGCUUUCUCCAAAACUGACAUUAACUUAGAUUAUCAAGGAAGGAAAUAUGUUGGUAUUAAAUUACAACAAAAUGUGAUCUGAAUCAAUAUGAAGAUUUGCUUCUGUAUUUGCUGAAAAUUUUAUUGAAUUUAAACAGCAGCUUGAAAAAUAAAGCUUUGAAGAUCCGCCACAUUUAAUAAUUUCAUCCAUUACAAUUCACACUCAGUCAAUAAGAACAAGGAAGAAGCAGUACAUAUUAUUUGCAUGCAUUUAUUACAUAUUAAUUUUCUGAAGUACAGAAGUAAAAUCUGUGAUGAAAAGUUUUUAGCAAUUAAGUGCUGUUUUAUAUACUUUCCAUUUGUUACACUGCAGACUGGUCAUUAGUCAAGUUUCACUAUUAAGGUAACAGAUUAUGUAAUCAUGUGAUAUAUUUCAUUUUAUUUUUACGGCCCAUUACGCCAUUGGUGUUUAGGGCAGCAAUGAAGGCCCUCCGUCUCUGCCAGGGUUCAGGGCUUCCUUCAUCAUGUCAGUAGCUUCCUCUUGGUUUUCACUACUGUCAGUCAUGCAGGUCCCGGGUGGAGACUCAGGAAUACCAUCGCACUCAGAUGUAGAAGGAGUCUUCAUUUGUGUUCCUGUCACAGUUUUGUUUUACCAGUCAGGGUUAUUAGCCCUGAGCUGAACCCCCGAACCUGGAGGACCAGCAGAGCACUCUUAAUCUGCCCUCUACCCUUUGACCUGUUUGACAUGGGUGACCCUAUCAAGAGCCAAAGCACUAGGUCCUGACUCCAGCCAACAUAAAUCUCCGGGUCAUUGAGUCACGCAAGCUUCCAAACCACAAUAGGGUUGUGGUCCUCUUGUCAUUUGUUAUUCUAAAUACCAUUAUGAUACUAUAUUCAGAACAGUGAAAUGCAGCACAGACACACAUUCAGGCAUUUAAAGGAUUAAUCAGGUUAAGUUCAGGGAGCUCCUAAUACUUAAAUCUGUAAGGCCUUAAUCUUUUUUAAGGUUUGAACUAUUUUUAACUUUACAUCAUAGUUGUGUAUGAUUUCCACAAUAUGAAGUAUUGUUUAAUUGUAAAUUGAGGAUAUUAAUUGGUUUUCUUAUUUGUAAUUAUGUAAAACUGCAGCUGGUUUGCAUGCAAUUAUAAAUGUCACUCAACUCAUAUAAGCUUUGUAACCUGUUAUUAUGACAAGGUAUCUGAACUUCUGGUCAAAUAAAUUCAGUAUGUCAUACUA